Carcharodon carcharias (great white shark) is the source of this 3336-nucleotide messenger RNA. RefSeq names its product ubiquitin specific peptidase 4 (proto-oncogene) (gene usp4). The transcript is spliced from 22 exons. The record is from RefSeq and is a predicted model, not a curated record. NCBI's taxonomy places the organism in Eukaryota, Metazoa, Chordata, Chondrichthyes, Lamniformes, Lamnidae. The coding region runs from base 132 to 3056 and encodes 974 amino acids. Gene Ontology annotation, biological process: protein deubiquitination. Gene Ontology annotation, molecular function: cysteine-type deubiquitinase activity.
CCGGUUGGUGGCGGGGAAGCGCGAAAGGUGGCGGUGUGCGUGCGUGCCGGCAGCGCUCAUGCGCGUGGUGCGAGGGUUGCUCGGUUCGCUCGCGCUCCCUGUCUCUCCUUCUCGCACUGUCGGUGAGCGUCAUGGCGGAAGGCGGCGUCCCGGACCUGGAGAGCCAGAAGAAUGAGAUUGGGAACUUGUUGAAAACGUCGCUCAAGAAAGGAGAUUCGUGGUUCCUAAUAGACAGUAGGUGGUUUAAACAAUGGAAGAAAUAUGUGGGUUUUGACAACUGGGAUAUGUACAACGUGGGAGAACGUGGAAUGUUUCCAGGCCCCAUUGAUAAUUCUGGGCUUUUUGCAGAAGUAGAAUCACAGGUCCUGAAAGAACACUUAAUCGAUGAGUUGGAUUAUGUCUUGGUUCCCAUUGAAGCUUGGAACAAGUUGGUCAAUUGGUAUGCAUGUGUUGUGGGUCAGGAACCCAUUGUACGAAAGGUGGUUGAGCAUGGAAUGUUUGUAAAGCACUGUAAAGUAGAGGUUUACCUCCUAGAAUUGAAAUUAUGUGAGAACAACAACAUGGACAAUGUGGUGACGCGCCAUUUCAGCAAAGCAGACACCAUAGAUACGAUAGAAAAGGAGAUGCGAAAACUGUUCAAUAUUUCAGUUGGAAAGGAGACGAGAUUGUGGAAUAGAUACAUGACAAAUACUUACGAACAGCUUAACAAGCCAGAUAGCACUGUACAAGAUGCUGGUCUGUAUCAGGGGCAGGUUUUAGUAAUAGAACAGAAGAAUGAUGAUGGAACAUGGCCAAGACAAACAUCUCAAACAAAAUCCAGCACUGCCACCAGCAGAAAUUUAUCUACCUCUCCAAAAUCCUCGACUAGCUGCAACUCCUACUCGUCCUUGUCCUCCCCUUCUACAGUCUCUAAUGGUGAGAGCAGCAACUCCAGCUACAUAUUAAACAGCUCCAGCUCCACCAGGGGACCGGGUGGGUAUGGAUCUUCAUACAACAGUUCUUAUAAUUAUAGGGAAUCUCAUGCACCAAGCCAAGCAGGUCUUUGUGGCCUAAGUAACCUUGGUAAUACAUGCUUCAUGAACUCAGCAUUGCAGUGUUUGAGUAAUACUGGUCCAUUGACUGAUUACUUCCUGCAAGGAAAGUAUGAAGAAGAGCUAAAUCGGGAGAACCCUUUGGGAAUGAGGGGAGAAAUUGCUGAAGCCUAUGCUGAGUUGAUCAAACAGAUGUGGUCAGGGAGAAGCUCAUAUGUGGCGCCAAGGAUGUUCAAAACACAGGUUGGGUGUUUUGCUCCGCAGUUUUCAGGAUACCAGCAACAGGAUUCUCAAGAGCUGCUUGCAUUUCUUUUAGAUGGUUUACAUGAAGAUUUAAAUCGCGUGAAGAAAAAACCCUACUUAGAACUUAAAGAUGCCAAUGGUAGGGAAGACGAGGUAGUGGCUAAAGAAGCAUGGGAAAACCACAGGUUAAGAAACAACUCCAUCAUUGUGGACAUCUUCCAUGGGCUUUUUAAAUCCACCCUAGUUUGUCCUGAAUGUUCAAAAAUUUCUGUGACAUUUGAUCCUUUCUGUUACUUAACUCUUCCGUUACCUAUGAAGAAGGACCGCACGAUGGAAAUCUUUCUUGUGCGGGCAGACUCGUCUAGGCCUACCCAGUAUAGAAUAGUUGUUCCAAAGAUGGGUGCAAUUUCUGACCUGUGUACAGCCCUUUCUCAAAUCUCAGGAGUUGCUGCAGAAAAGAUGGUUGUCGCUGAUGUUUAUAAUCACCGGUUCCACAAAACCUACCGACAAGAUGAAGCCUUGAACCACAUUAUGGACAGGGAUGAUAUUUUUGUUUAUGAGGUCCCAGGUGUUAGAGAGGAAGACUCUGAAAGUUCAAAAUGCAUCAAUCUACCAGUUUACUUCCGUGAGAAAAUGAUGCGAUCUUCAAAUACACCUGCUGGCACUAUUCUAUUUGGUCAACCUCUAUUGAUCUCUGUUCCCAGUGAUAAUGUUACAGCGGAUAGCCUGUACGAAUUGGUCCUUGCACGAAUUUCCCGUUACGUGAAACUGUGCAAGGAAAUGUAUGAAAGUCAUAGUUCUGGAAGUCAGAGCACAGACAAUGGUUUGUCUGGUGAGCUAAAUGGUAUUAAUGAUGAAGUUGAGGAGGAGAUGGAUCUUCAAAAUGUAGUGGGAGAUAAUGAGGAAAAUAGUUCUGAACCUGAAAUCAGCCAGUCUGACGGUUCUGCAGCUGAUGAGAAUGAUAAGAUGGAAAAUGGACCCACCAAGCACACUGCCAAAGAGAAUAAACAGAACUGUAAAAAGAAACUCUUCAGCUUCAGUCUGGUGAAUGCCUAUGGCACUUCAGAUUUCAGCUCUAUUACAGAAGAUGGGGCGUUUCUCAAGUUAAACUCACAUUCCACAGUUGCUAUAGACUGGGAUGCUGAGAUCAAAAAGACGUAUUAUGUUGAUCAAGAAGCUGAGGCAUAUGAAAAACAUGAAAGUAUGUCACAGCCUCAGAAGAAGAGAAGCUCAGUUGCAUUGAGAGAGUGUAUAGACUUGUUUACAACAAUGGAAACCUUGGGAGAGCAUGAUCUUUGGUACUGCCCCACUUGUAAAAAGCACCAGCAAGCCACUAAGAAGUUUGACUUGUGGUCACUACCAAAGAUCCUCGUGGUACAUCUGAAGCGUUUCUCAUAUAAUAGAUAUUGGAGAGAUAAACUUGACACUUUAGUGGAGUUUCCUAUAAGGGAUUUGAACAUGUCUGAGUUUGUCUACAACCCCAAAGCCGGCCCUUGCAUCUAUGACCUUGUUGCAGUAACUAAUCACUAUGGAGGAAUGGGAGGAGGCCAUUAUACUGCAUAUGCUAAAAAUAAAAUUGAUGGACAAUGGUAUUACUUUGAUGACAGUAGUGUAUCAGGAGCGUCAGAAGAUCAGAUUGUAACAAAAGCAGCUUAUGUUCUUUUCUACCAACGUAGAGACCCCAAUAGCCAUUACAACAGUUCAUCUGCUUCCUUGAGCACUCCUGCUGCAGAGAAUGGUGAGAAUAGAAAAAAUGAAGACGACAAAAUGGAUACCAACUAAGAUCAAAGUGCAUGAUUUGCCAACAAGAAAUUAGAUCAACUGUUUUUGGACUAUGCUGCUCUAUAUCAUCAGCACCAGCUGCCUUCAGGGUAGGGGACAAGAACCCUCUUGAUAACAGCAACUUUUUUAAAAACAAAAUUGGUCAGAUCUGGAUGACUGGGUGAAGAAAAAUAACAGUUGCUUAACCUUUGUUCAGUCAUGCUCUGUUUCAGAAUCUACUGACUUCUGAUGACAAUUAAUGAAUGUCACUGUACUGUAAAAUAAACUGCUUUGGAAAUUU